AUGGAGUUAGGAAUAGUUAUAGCGAAUUGCCUGCGAAAAGUCGUUAUAUACUGAUGUCGCACUUCUCUUAGCAACACGACCACCGUAGCGUAGUUGGAUGCACACGGUCUUACCAAUUGUUUAUUCUGUGGUCUUAUGGUGCUAGGGGCUCUGGGUUCGAGUCCCGGGUAAGGCAUGGGUGUACCAUAUAUAUUCUGAUAUUUGAUAACGAUUUGAAAUUGAGAUAUCCACUGAAUAUAAUGACCCUUUGGCCGUUGGCGAAAAGCUGUAGGCCACAUAAUUUAAAAAAAAAAAAAAAAAAUUUUGAAAUGAAAUGAAUAGAAUCGUUACAAGGUUUUUCAGUGAAAGCACGUAUUUCGAAUGACCUUCAUGUUACUGAUUAAAGAGAUGAAGUGAGUAAGUGAAAUGACAAUAGUUGAAAUGCUAGCUCGAAUAACUGGAAGCUGGGAUUUCUGAUUUUAUUUCUACGUUCUCAUUUGCGUUGAACAGAAUUGUGUGACAAUGUUGUUAAUAGUGUUAAUGUUUUUACAUUUUUUGGGUAGUUGCGAACCCCAAAAUUCUGCGUUUCUUCGAAAUGAAAGAAUGAAGCAUAAGUCACGCAGUUUCAGUGAUAAAGACAUACUCAAAUUAGCAUCGCUUAGUAAUGUUACUCAUUUUGACUUCGUGUUGAGUAAUAUUCUUGUUCCAAGAGUUGUUGGCACACCAGCUCAUGAGCGUGUUAAAGAUUUCAUCGUGGGGAACCUUGAGAGCCUGGGCUGGUCCGUGGAGCUGGACAGCUUCGUCGACAAGGUGCCCGUGUUCGGGUCGCUCCGGUUCACCAACGUCGUCGCCAAGUUGAACCCGAACGCCCGCCGCUUCGUCGUGCUGGCGUGCCAUUACGACUCCAAGUACUUCAAAGAUGCCACAUUCGUCGGGGCAACCGAUUCUGCGGUGCCUUGCGCCAUGCUGCUGAACCUUGCGUACGUUAUGAAGAACCAACUCGAUUCAGUUAAAAAUAAUGACAGUUUGAGCUUGGCUCUCGUCUUCUUUGAUGGAGAGGAGGCUUUCAAGCAUUGGAGUGCGACUGAUUCCAUCUACGGGGCCCGGCACUUGGCACAGACGUGGGAGGACACGCCCUAUCCCGCGGCGACGAGAGACGGCACCAACCACCUCCACAGAAUAGACUUGUUCAUGCUGCUGGACCUGCUCGGAGCACCGGACCCGAAGUUCUACAACUACUUCCCGGACACGGUCAACUGGUACAAGACGUUGAUCGAGAUCGAGGACAAGCUGUCGGAACACAGGCAGUUCCAGCGCUACUCGUACGGCCGGCCGGCCCAGCGCUACUUCCAGCGGAAGUCCAAGUUUGGGGGCAUAGAAGACGAUCACAUCCCUUUCCUCCAGCGGAAUGUUCCAGUCCUGCACGUCAUCACGUACCCGUUCCCGUCCGUGUGGCACACCCCGAAGGACGACCGCAGCAUUGUGGACGUAGCAACGUGCGAAAACCUCAACAAAAUAUUGCGUGUUUUUGUGGCAAGCUACCUCCACUCCAGGGUUUGAACAUCGGAACACAGCAAUUUUUUUUUUGUUCGGAGGGCAUUUAUGAAUGUUAACUGUGUGAAGUGUUUAUGGUGCUAUUUGUGUACGUAAAGCCGUCCAGUAUUUUUGUUGUACUAUUUUUAUUGUAUCAUGCAUGAUUUGUUUUUACAGUUGAAGAUGAUAUAUAGUAUAUAUUUUCAGCAAA
Molecule: messenger RNA, 1723 nt
Organism: Bacillus rossius redtenbacheri
Lineage: Eukaryota; Metazoa; Arthropoda; Insecta; Phasmatodea; Bacillidae
Product: glutaminyl-peptide cyclotransferase-like
Exons: 6
Coding region: 502-1539 (345 amino acids)
Molecular function (GO): zinc ion binding; glutaminyl-peptide cyclotransferase activity
Source: RefSeq, a predicted model, not a curated record